Molecule: messenger RNA, 6695 nt
Organism: Choloepus didactylus (southern two-toed sloth)
Lineage: Eukaryota; Metazoa; Chordata; Mammalia; Pilosa; Megalonychidae
Gene: CYFIP2
Product: cytoplasmic FMR1 interacting protein 2
Exons: 31
Coding region: 139-3900 (1253 amino acids)
Biological process (GO): axon guidance; cell projection assembly; cell morphogenesis
Cellular component (GO): neuron projection; synapse
Molecular function (GO): small GTPase binding
Source: RefSeq, a predicted model, not a curated record
GGCGGGGCCGGGGGCGGGGCUGCCGGCGGAGCGGAGCCGGUCGGAGCAUCCUGCGCCCCGGCGUGGGGCCCUGCUGUGGCCUCGGGACCCUCCCCUGGACCUGCCGCAAACCUAGUGUAGAAUCUGGAAACUGCAACCAUGACCACUCACGUCACCCUCGAAGAUGCCCUGUCCAACGUGGACCUACUGGAAGAGCUGCCCCUCCCUGAUCAGCAGCCAUGUAUCGAGCCUCCGCCUUCCUCCAUCAUGUACCAGGCUAACUUUGACACAAACUUUGAGGACAGGAAUGCAUUUGUCACUGGCAUUGCAAGGUACAUUGAGCAGGCUACAGUCCACUCCAGUAUGAAUGAAAUGCUGGAGGAAGGGCACGAGUACGCCGUCAUGCUUUACACCUGGCGCAGCUGCUCUCGGGCCAUCCCCCAGGUGAAAUGCAACGAGCAGCCCAACCGCGUGGAGAUCUAUGAGAAGACAGUGGAGGUGCUGGAGCCGGAGGUCACCAAGCUCAUGAAAUUCAUGUACUUCCAGCGCAAGGCCAUCGAGCGGUUCUGCAGCGAGGUGAAGCGGCUGUGCCAUGCUGAGCGGAGGAAGGACUUCGUCUCCGAGGCCUACCUGCUGACCCUGGGCAAGUUCAUUAACAUGUUCGCUGUCUUGGAUGAGCUGAAGAAUAUGAAGUGCAGUGUCAAGAAUGACCACUCUGCCUAUAAGAGAGCGGCCCAGUUCCUGAGGAAGAUGGCAGACCCCCAGUCUAUCCAGGAGUCCCAGAACCUCUCCAUGUUCCUGGCCAACCACAACAGGAUCACCCAGUGUCUCCAUCAGCAACUGGAAGUGAUCCCAGGCUAUGAGGAGCUGCUGGCUGACAUUGUCAACAUCUGUGUGGAUUACUACGAGAACAAGAUGUAUCUGACCCCCAGUGAGAAACACAUGCUCCUCAAGGUAAUGGGUUUCGGCCUCUAUUUGAUGGAUGGAAAUGUCAGCAACAUUUACAAACUGGAUGCCAAAAAGAGAAUCAACCUUAGCAAAAUUGAUAAAUUCUUUAAGCAGCUGCAGGUGGUGCCCCUUUUCGGCGACAUGCAGAUAGAGCUGGCCAGAUACAUUAAGACCAGUGCUCACUAUGAAGAGAACAAAUCCAAGUGGACAUGCACUCAGAGCAGCAUCAGCCCCCAGUACAACAUCUGCGAACAGAUGGUCCAGAUCCGGGAUGACCACAUUCGCUUCAUCUCCGAACUUGCUCGCUACAGCAACAGUGAGGUGGUGACGGGCUCCGGGCUGGACAGCCAGAAGUCAGACGAGGAGUACCGCGAGCUCUUUGACCUGGCCUUGCGGGGCCUGCAGCUUUUAUCCAAGUGGAGUGCCCACGUCAUGGAGGUGUACUCUUGGAAGCUGGUUCAUCCCACAGACAAAUUCUGCAACAAGGACUGCCCCGGCACAGCAGAGGAGUAUGAGAGAGCCACACGCUACAAUUACACCAGUGAGGAAAAGUUCGCCUUUGUUGAGGUGAUCGCCAUGAUCAAAGGUCUGCAGGUGCUCAUGGGCAGGAUGGAGAGCGUCUUCAACCAGGCCAUCCGGAACACCAUCUACGCAGCCCUGCAGGACUUUGCCCAGGUGACACUGCGCGAGCCCCUGAGGCAGGCGGUGAGGAAGAAGAAGAACGUCCUCAUCAGUGUGCUGCAGGCAAUCCGGAAGACCAUCUGUGACUGGGAGGGGGGCCGAGAGCCCCCGAAUGACCCUUGCCUGAGAGGGGAGAAGGAUCCCAAAGGUGGAUUUGACAUCAAGGUGCCCCGACGAGCCGUGGGACCCUCCAGCACACAGUUGUACAUGGUGCGGACCAUGCUCGAAUCACUCAUCGCAGACAAGAGUGGCUCCAAGAAGACCCUGAGAAGCAGCCUUGACGGGCCCAUCGUCCUUGCCAUUGAGGACUUCCACAAACAGUCCUUCUUCUUCACCCAUCUGCUCAACAUCAGCGAGGCCCUGCAGCAGUGUUGCGACCUCUCCCAGCUCUGGUUUCGAGAAUUCUUCCUGGAGUUAACCAUGGGCCGGCGAAUCCAGUUCCCCAUUGAGAUGUCCAUGCCCUGGAUUCUAACAGACCAUAUCCUGGAAACCAAAGAACCUUCCAUGAUGGAGUAUGUCCUCUACCCUUUGGAUCUGUACAAUGACAGCGCCUACUAUGCUCUCACCAAGUUUAAAAAGCAGUUCCUGUACGAUGAGAUUGAAGCGGAGGUGAACCUGUGUUUUGAUCAGUUUGUCUACAAGCUGGCGGACCAGAUCUUUGCUUACUACAAAGCCAUGGCUGGCAGUGUCCUGCUAGAUAAACGUUUUAGAGCUGAGUGUAAGAAUUAUGGAGUCAUCAUUCCGUACCCACCGUCCAACCGCUAUGAAACGCUGCUGAAACAGAGACAUGUCCAGCUGUUGGGUAGAUCGAUUGACUUGAACAGACUCAUUACCCAGCGCAUAUCGGCCGCCAUGUAUAAAUCCUUAGACCAGGCCAUCAGCCGCUUUGAGAGUGAGGACCUCACCUCCAUCGUGGAGCUGGAGUGGCUGCUGGAGAUCAACCGGCUCACACACCGGCUGCUCUGCAAGCACAUGACUCUGGACAGCUUUGACGCCAUGUUCCGGGAGGCCAACCAUAACGUGUCCGCCCCCUACGGCCGCAUCACCUUGCAUGUCUUCUGGGAGCUGAACUUCGACUUCCUCCCCAACUACUGCUAUAAUGGAUCCACAAACCGUUUUGUCCGAACUGCUAUUCCUUUCACCCAAGAACCACAAAGAGAUAAACCCGCCAAUGUCCAGCCUUAUUACCUCUAUGGAUCCAAGCCUCUCAACAUUGCCUACAGCCACAUCUACAGCUCCUACAGGAACUUUGUGGGGCCCCCGCAUUUCAAGACCAUUUGCAGGCUCCUGGGUUACCAGGGCAUCGCUGUGGUCAUGGAGGAACUGCUGAAGAUCGUCAAGAGCUUGCUCCAAGGAACCAUCCUACAGUAUGUGAAAACACUGAUAGAGGUGAUGCCCAAGAUAUGCCGCUUGCCCCGACAUGAAUAUGGAUCCCCAGGGAUUCUAGAAUUCUUCCACCACCAGCUGAAGGACAUCAUCGAGUAUGCAGAGCUCAAGACAGAUGUGUUCCAGAGUCUGAGGGAAGUGGGCAACGCCAUCCUGUUUUGCCUCCUUAUUGAGCAAGCACUGUCACAGGAGGAAGUCUGUGAUUUGCUGCAUGCUGCACCUUUCCAAAACAUCUUGCCUAGAGUCUACAUCAAGGAGGGUGAGCGCCUUGAGGUCCGGAUGAAACGCCUAGAAGCCAAAUAUGCCCCGCUUCACUUGGUCCCUCUGAUAGAGCGGCUGGGGACCCCUCAGCAAAUCGCCAUCGCUCGGGAGGGCGACCUGCUGACCAAGGAGCGGCUGUGCUGCGGCCUGUCCAUGUUCGAGGUCAUCCUGACCCGCAUUCGGAGCUACCUGCAGGACCCCAUCUGGCGGGGCCCCCCGCCCACCAACGGCGUCAUGCACGUCGACGAGUGCGUGGAGUUCCACCGGCUCUGGAGUGCCAUGCAGUUUGUCUACUGCAUCCCCGUGGGGACGAACGAGUUCACAGCCGAGCAGUGUUUCGGAGACGGCUUGAACUGGGCUGGCUGCUCCAUCAUCGUCCUGCUGGGCCAGCAGCGUCGAUUCGACCUGUUUGACUUCUGUUACCACCUGCUAAAAGUUCAGAGGCAGGACGGGAAGGAUGAAAUCAUUAAGAAUGUGCCCCUGAAGAAGAUGGCAGACCGGAUCAGGAAGUACCAGAUCUUGAACAAUGAGGUUUUUGCCAUCCUGAACAAGUACAUGAAGUCUGUGGAGACGGACAGCUCCACCGUGGAGCACGUGCGCUGCUUCCAGCCACCCAUCCACCAGUCCCUGGCCACCACCUGCUAGGCAGAAGGUCCUGCAGACCCUCGAGCUGGAGGAGGAGGGGAUGCAAGAGAGAGAAAGCCACAGCCAGCCCACAGCAGGGUCUGCCUGGACAGUAUGUGGGAUGGACCUGGAACCAAUUAAGACCCUCCCCAGACACAUUGACCCUAUUCCCAAGGGCUGGGCCUGUGCAUGCUCUCCCAUGACAUCUCCAUGGUGGUUUUCCAUAGCAUCAAUGAAAAACACAAAACACAUGAAACAGGGCAGUGUGUGCUUUUCCUUUUUUCUUUUUUAUCUUUUUUCCCUUAGCUGUGUUAGAAGCUCCUAGUUUCACCCUUUCUCCAUCCCACAGUCCCACCCCAGAAUUGCAGCUGCUUCCCAAGACCUCCUCCCAAGAUGACAACCUCCUGCUCCAUGCCCAUGUGCGACCCCUGGACUGAAGUCUUAGAGAUUGAGAAGAGGGCAGGGCAUGCCCAGAGGUGUCUGCCUGGCCUGUCUGUCAGGCCUCAGCCCCCUGGCAUCUUCAUCUCCUCUGGCUCCUGUCCUUCCAUUUCCCCAGGUGGCAUCUUCUCCUGCUCUGACUGCCAGGGAUUCCACCGCCAAGACUCUUCCUGGACCAGGCAGUGGAGGCGGGUGAGCAGAGAAAGAGGUUCCUGGUAUUGGAGCUGCAGUAGGGGGUGCUGGCUCUGGCUUUUAUUGACUCUCACGAACCACAUCCUAACUCCCCUCAGGGGGCAGUCCUGGGGAGAACUCAAAUUCAGUCACAUCUGUAUCCCACUGAGUGGAAUUGGGGGUAGGAAGAUCAUUAGGGCUGCUGUCAGGAAGCAGCAUUAUGAACACAGUCAGGAAUUCCAUAGCUCCAAACAGAAAGCUUUUAGACCUUGUCAUCAGCUUGCUGGUGAGUUAGCUCCUGUUUCAUUGAGCAAUCGAGCCAUGCAUGGUGAUGGUCAUUGGGCAUACAGUGUUGAACAAAUCGGGCACAGCACAGCCCACUGCAGUAGCCAGCAACCAAAUUAGGGACUUCCUCUUACACAAUCUCUCAGCAAGAAAAACUCCCAUAAGAAAAAAAUAUAUAUAUUAAUUAAUUAUCUCAAAAGAAGCCAAAAACAUCUUGGGAACAUUCUCAUUGCUCUGGGGUGGGGGAGGCAUCUUGGGGUAAAGGGUAUAAAUACUGCUAGUCAAUGAGCUUUCGGUCCCAGGUAUACCCCAAAGAGGGGACCUGUCUUAGUGAAUCAGAACUUUCGCUGUCCUAAAGGCUGAAAGAUUCUUGGGACAUUUUAUCUUUUGUUCUCAACUCCUUAUUGCUCCUUAACUUAAAUUUUGGGGUAUGGAUUCUCUCACACAAGCAUAAGGACUUCCAUUUCUCAGACUGCACCAAAAUUCCUCUGCAGAAUCUCCCAUCAAGCAUAGGGAAACUGUUUAGAAGGACAGAAGCCUUAGGCAAGUAAAUGUGUCAUUACAGGGCAAUUCAAAGGGGGUCUGUGGCCCUGAGCUUUUUUAAGAACACAUAAAGUGUGACAUUUGGCAUUUCUCCCACAGCCUAGGAAGGAAAAGAGAGAAAUUUUUAAAAGAAAUAAAUUACAGUAUCCCUUUCCCCAGGACAGAUGAAUGGAAAUGGUGACCGUUAGUCAGAUGGCCCAUUUUUAACUUCAUGCAAAGAACAAAGAAAGUGUCCACAGAAAGAUAUUUGUGUGAUAUACUCAGGUCCUCCAAGAGGAAAAAGGUGGAACUCUCCAAGGGUGGUCCAAAGGGCACCUACCUUUAUCAGAACUUCCUGAGAGUAGAACAUUGAAAUGCAAGUUCCUAGGCCCCACCACAAACCUACUUAUUCUGAACCUCUGGGGGUAGGCCCAGGGAAUCUGCAUUUUCCACAAGCUGUCAGAGCUAUUCUGCUGCACUCAGAAGUUUGAGAACCAUUGCUGCAGAGGAAUCAUUCUGCUAACCUUGUGCUUUGAGCUACCUCUGAGCCAAAAAAGAAAGUUUAUAGGGAAGGAAGGCAGUUCACAGUGGAAGCUGGCAGUCUAGACCUGCCACUUUUUACUCUGAUUUCUUUUUAUUCCCUCUUGAUGACCGUAGAUGUGUCCCACAGGCAAAAGAGGGAGGUUACAGCACCACAUGGUGGGAUGCUCCUUCAAAUCCACUGUCCCAGGGCUACCUGUCAUCCAGUCUUCAGUCCUGCCUGGCUCUCUUUUUCAAAUAGUUGACUAGCUGUUAAGUUCUAGAGUCUACUCUAAAUCCUUGACUGUGGCUUUGUGGAAAUAGGGUUAUCCAUUUGAUGAGUUUGCUCCUGCAAUAAUCUCCACCCCCAACACAUCCACCCUGGAUUCAUAAUCCCAAAUUUGACCCUCUGGACAGAGCCUCAUUAUCCUCAUGAGACCUGAUCCCAGAUUAUUGAGGUCUGUACUUUCAGGAGAGAGGUUUCAUUUCCUUGGCUUGUCAGCUGCACUUAUUUCUGAAUACUGAAUAGUUUUAAUAUUUUCUCCUCUGCAGGGUUAUUUCCCCCUUUUGAUUUUUUUGUGUGUCUAAGGACCAGGAAAAACAUCUUGGGUUUUAAAAAGUUAAAAAAAAAAAAAUUCUGUUUUAGAAACUGUCCAAUGUACCAUAUUUGUAUUAAGAGUUGUUGGGGAUUUUUGUACAAUGAAUUUACAUUUAUUUAUGGUGGCUCCUAUUUACGCUUGUGAUCAAAUGAUGUUAAAUUCUUAUAUCAUAUUUGCUAUGCAGCUGAAGAUGAUAUUUUAAUUUGUAUUUUUGAGGUACCUGUGUUGAGUUGAUACACAUUUCCAUCUCCAUUAAAACUGCUUCCAAACUAGUGAAACCAA